Strongylocentrotus purpuratus (purple sea urchin) is the source of this 4702-nucleotide messenger RNA. RefSeq names its product DNA-directed RNA polymerase III subunit RPC1 (gene polr3a). Gene Ontology annotation, biological process: DNA-templated transcription. Bases 130 to 4296 code for a protein of 1388 amino acids. The record is from RefSeq and is a predicted model, not a curated record. The transcript has 38 exons. NCBI's taxonomy places the organism in Eukaryota, Metazoa, Echinodermata, Echinoidea, Camarodonta, Strongylocentrotidae. Gene Ontology annotation, molecular function: DNA-directed RNA polymerase activity; DNA binding.
UUGCUAGUUAAUCCUCUUUGGCACGCUGACGAUGCCGUAGAGAAAUUGAAUUGCAGAUGGUUUUGUGAUGGCCUAAUUAUCCUUUCUCCAUUUUUCAUUGAUCAAGAGAGCUAUAAUUCGAAAUUGAAGAUGGUGAAAGAGCAAUUUCGGGAAACAGAUGUGGCUCGAAAGAUAAGCCAUGUCUGCUUUGGCCUGAUGUCACCCGAGCAGAUGCGGCAACAAGCAACUAUUCAUGUUGUAAGCAACAAGUUGUAUCAACCUGAUACCCGCAACCCAAUCCCAUAUGGCGUCCUGGACCAUCAUAUGGGAACGAGUGAGAAGGAGAACCCAUGUCAGACAUGUAAGAAGAAUCUCUCUGAUUGUGUAGGUCACUACGGAUUCGUCGAUCUGGAGUUGCCUGUGUUUCACAUCGGUUUCUUUAAGCUGGUCAUGAACAUACUUCAGGCUAUAUGCAAGACUUGUGGCCAUAUCCUCUUGGAUGAUGUAAAUCAUCAGAAUUUUGUGGAUGCUCUACGACGCCCCAACCUCAGCUACCUACAGAAGAGAGGAUUACGCAAGAAGAUUCAUGAAAAGUCUCGCAAGAAUCAGAUCUGCUUCCAGUGCAAUUCUUAUAAUGGACCUGUCAAGAAGUGUGGUCCUCUGAAGAUCAUCCAUGAGAGAUGGAAGGUGAAUCGUAAGAACCCUGAGAAGGUCCUCAAGCAGUUCCAGAGCUCCCUCGAUACAGCCAUAGAGCAUAACAAGGACAUUGAAUCGUUACUUCCAAAAGCACAGGAAAAUUUGAAUCCAUUGAUGGUAUUAGAACUGAUGAAGAGAAUUCCUAAUGAGGACAUUCCUCUGCUCUGUAUGGACUCUGAAAACAGUCGUCCUCAGGACCUCAUCUUGACACGUCUCCUCGUACCACCUCUCUGUAUCAGGCCAUCGGUUGUAUCGGAUCUCAAAGCUGGAACGAACGAGGAUGAUUUGACAGUGAAGCUAACGGAGAUCAUUCUCAUCAAUGAUGUCAUCCAGAAGAGAAGGAGAGCAGGAGCAAAGAUGUCUAUGAUCAUGGAAGACUGGGAUUUCUUGCAGCUGGCCUGUGCUUUGUACAUCAACAGUGAGACGUCAGGAUUACCACUCAAUAUGCAGCCCAAGAAGCCUACUCGAGGAUUCUGCCAGCGACUGAAGGGUAAACAAGGUCGUUUCCGUGGUAACCUGUCUGGCAAGCGAGUGGACUAUUCCAGCAGGACCGUCAUCUCUCCCGAUCCUAACCUGAGAAUCGAUGAGGUGGCCGUACCCGAGCUGGUUGCCAAACUGUUGACCUACCCUGAGAAGGUGACCAAGUCCAACAUGGCUCUGAUGAGGAAGCUUGUCAUGAACGGUUGCGAUGCUCAUCCAGGAGCCAACUUCAUCCACCAGAGGCAUACACAGAACAAAAUGUUUCUGAAGUAUGGCAACAGACAAAAGAUGGCUCAAGAACUCAAGUAUGGUGACACGGUAGAGAGACAUCUGAUAGAUGGGGACAUUGUUCUCUUCAAUCGUCAACCGUCGCUUCAUAAGCUUAGCAUCAUGGCACAUAAGGCCAGAGUGAAGCCGUUCCGUACCUUUCGGUUCAACGCCUGUGUGUGUACCCCGUACAAUGCCGACUUUGAUGGGGACGAGAUGAACCUGCAUUUACCUCAGACCGAAGAAGCAAAAGCGGAGGCUCUUACGCUCAUGGGGGUCAAGUCCAAUCUGGUCACACCCAGGAACGGAGAACCAUUGAUUGCUGCUAUACAAGACUUCAUCACAGGUGCUUAUCUGCUGACCUCCAAGGAAGUGUUCUUUGAUCGAUCUAGAGCAUGUCAGCUCGUCGCAGCAAUGCUGUCCAGCCAAGAAACCAACAUGAGAAUCACACUACCUCCUCCAGCUAUACAGAAGCCUGUUAGAUUGUGGACUGGCAAGCAGGUGUUUAGUCUAAUUCUCAGACCCAACUCGGACAGUGAUGUGAAGGCUAACCUACGAGCCAAGGGAAAGAACUACACCUCGGGAGAGGACCUAUGUGUCAAUGAUUCUUACAUAGUUGUCCAUAACAGUCAGUUGAUGUGUGGGGCCAUGGACAAGAGCACACUAGGGUCUGGAUCUAAGAAUAACAUCUUCUACAUCCUACUGCGGGACUAUGGAGAGGAGUACGCUGCUGAUGCUAUGAGUCGAAUGGCUAAACUCUGUCCUGCAUACCUCAGUAACCGUGGUUUCUCCAUUGGUAUUGGGGAUGUUACCCCUGGUGCAGGUCUUCUCCAGGCCCAGAAACAGCUCCUUCAUGAAGGGUAUUCCAAGUGUGAUGAGUACAUUCAGCAGCUGGAAGUGGGUAAACUCCAAACUCAAGCAGGAUGUACCGCUGAGGAGACUUUAGAGUCUAUGAUCCUCAAGGAGUUGUCUGUGAUCAGAGACCACGCUGGUAAGGCAUGCUUGAGGGAGCUACACAAGAGUAACAGUCCUCUCAAUAUGGCUGUCUGUGGAUCAAAAGGUUCGUUCAUCAACAUCUCUCAGAUGAUAGCGUGCGUAGGACAGCAGGCCAUCAGCGGCAAGAGAAUCCCGAAUGGCUUUGAGGACAGAGCACUUCCACAUUUCAAAAGACACUCCCGUAUUCCGGCAGCCAAAGGAUUUGUGAAGAACAGUUUCUACUCGGGAUUAACUCCAUCAGAGUUCUUUUUUCACACCAUGGCAGGAAGAGAAGGUUUGGUGGAUACCGCAGUAAAGACUGCAGAGACGGGCUACAUGCAAAGAAGACUGGUUAAGUCAUUGGAGGACCUGUGUUCGCACUAUGAUCAGACAGUACGUAACUCUAUGAGUGAUAUCAUCCAGUUUAAGUACGGUGAUGAUGGAUUGGACCCAGCAGCUAUGGAAGGGAAGGGCAAACAGGUCGACUUACCUCGAGUCUUGCAGCACGUUCAGAACAAGUACCCAUCCAAGAAGGAGUAUUCACUGGGAAGCAUCGAUAUCCGACGUAUGGCCGGUGAGAUCCUCAAGAGUAAAGAGUUUGCAGAGUGCAGUCAAGAGUUCAAGACCACACUGAGGGACUACAUAGAUGAAUGUUGCACCAGUCUUCAGAAGAGUCGAAGAGCAUACAAGAUCGCAGAAGCCCAGACGGAACCCGAUGUCUUGUAUCAGUUACAUCGGAUCACAUCGACCCAGCUUCAUCAUUUCCUGACCAUGUGUAAGACUAAGCAUCAGAGGGCUUGUAUUGAACCUGGUACGACCGUCGGUGCCCUCGGAGCCCAGAGCAUCGGGGAACCGGGAACGCAGAUGACCCUCAAGACUUUCCAUUUCGCUGGGGUGGCUUCCAUGAAUAUCACCUUGGGUGUGCCUCGUAUCAAGGAGAUCAUCAACGCGAGUAAGAACAUCAGUACUCCCAUCAUCACGGCUGAGCUUGAUAUCGUCAACGAUGCAGACUUUGCCCGGCUGGUCAAAGGUCGCAUCGAGAAGACCUUGCUAGGGGAGGUCAGUGAAUACAUCGAGGAGGUGUUUCUACCUGAUAAUUGCUUUGUGCUGAUCAAGUUAGACCUGGACAGAAUCAGACUUCUCAAGCUUGAAGUAUCAGCAGAGUCUAUCUGUAUGUCAAUCUGUGCUUCAAAGCUCAAGGUCAAACCUGGGCAACUGCGAGCUGUAGCUGAAAACCUAAUCACUGUGGAACCAGCCGAGACGAGUAAGAGCUCCAUGUACUACAAUCUACAGUUCUUGAAGCAGAGCGUGGCUAAUGUGGUCAUACAGGGAUCCCCUAACGUGAGCCGAGCUGUGAUCCACAUAGAUGAGAAGGCAGGCGAGCUCAAGUACAAGCUCCUGGUGGAAGGGGACAAUCUACAAGGAGUCAUCGCAACAAGAGGUGUGAAAGGAACACAUACUACGUCUAACAACACUGUUGAGAUGGAGAAGACGUUAGGCAUUGAAGCAGCUAGGCGGUGUAUCAUGAGUGAGAUAGAGUACACAAUGGUUAGUCAUGGAAUGAGUAUUGACCAUCGACAUGUUAUGUUACUUGGUGAUCUUAUGACGUACAAGGGUGAAGUUCUUGGUAUAACUCGCUUCGGUCUAGCUAAGAUGAAGGAGAGUGUGCUCAUGUUAGCAUCUUUUGAACGAACCUCUGAUCACCUCUUUGAAGCAGCCUACUUUGGUCAGAAAGAUGCCAUCUGCGGUGUGAGUGAAUGCAUCAUCAUGGGUAUCCCGAUGAAUGUAGGAACAGGCAUCUUCAAACUACUACACAAGUCAGACAAACCAGUUCAUCCACCUCGAAGGAAUCUCCUCUUUGACAAUCCAGAGUUACAUUUACCCGGAACAGGGUUAUGACACCAGACACUUAAACUCUAGAGAAGACUUCACACCAACUGGUGAAGCUAUAGAAGGAUAACAUGAUAGAUGUACCACACCUAAGGGUGUAGCAGCCUCUUCUAGCUGUUCACUCGGCGUAGACAUUCUUAAGAAUGGUUGGAAGAUAUUAUUGGAGGUAUACCAUCAGAGGAGAGACCUUUCAAGGACUGCUGGCCACCAAGGUUACAAUAGAAUAGGGCUUAUGACACCAGGCAAUUAAACUCUAGAGAACACUUCACACCAACUGGUGGAGCGUCAGAAAGAUAACGUGGUAGAUGUACCACACUUAGGGGGUGUAGCAGCCUGUUCUAGAUGUAGACUCAGUGUAGACAUUCUUAAGAAUAGUUGGAAGAUAUUAUUGGCGGUAUAGCGUUAGAGGAGAGAC